UCCCCACUCAUUUGAUAUAUAUUGAUUGACAAACCAAUCAUUCAGUGAUUUUAUUAAGUUCUCAUUGGAAGCCUCAAUACUUCCUUCUUCAACGUUCCUUUACUUUACUUUGUCUGCUGUUAAGAAUUUUAUUAAAGCAUCUCAUGAAGCAAAAGCCAUUGCACUUUUGUGUUAAAUUAUUUCACAUCUUGAUAUCAUAUGCCUGGAAAACAAUAUUUUGACUUUGACUAACGACUGGUUUUUCAAUAUCCUUGCUUCAAGACUGACUAAAGAGUUUUGGAGGAUAAAUUGGAAAAUUCCUUCUUCGAGAGAAAACAAAGUAUUGCCUUUCAGUGUUUUCAUCUCUCCCCGCGCUUGCUGUCUGCUUGUGUGUCCUCUAAUACGCAAAAUUCACGCAAAUUUGUUGCCAACAAGUCGCGUGCGUCUGGGUGUGUCACUGCAGGGCACGAUCCCCGUGAAAACAGCCUAAUCCACGGAACUGCCAAGAUCUUCACGCUUAGAUCUUCCUGUUGGUUUAACAUCACAAAAGCUAUCCUGGAAAAGAGAAGUCUCACCCCAGGCCAGCAACGCCCUCAAAACGAGGCGAUGACUCAGGCGUCGUUUUUCCGUCAUUCAUUUCCAGCAGUUCUGAUUUUUGUAAGAAAACCUUUUGUAACUUUCUGAAGCUAGUUUUGUUUAAACUGCCAUUUUUUGUGUGGUUCUGCAUGAAGAUGAAAGGAACAAGACUGUCUAUUCGAAUCAUAUUAAUGAUUUUUGCAAUUUGCUGUUGUGCAGUUGAUGGCAAGGAAGAACAACAAAAUGGAUGUUACAGGGAAUAUUCUUGGAAUUACGGUACCAUAAAAUUGCUGAGAUAUCCAAUUAUGUACCCAACAAAUCUCUCUUGUCAGUAUGUCAUCAAAGUACCCAAAGACAAGACAGUUCGAGUUAGAUUCAAAGACUUAGACUUGGUACCUAGAGGCUUGAAAAAUGGCAUGGAGGACAUUUCAGUAUUAAUAAAGAAUAAUGCUGAGUGGAUGAAAAUAGAGAAAUCGCUAUACGAAAAUGUCUAUGGCGAGGGCAUUUGCGUAGAUGCCAGAGACAUCUCAAUCAGAUUCAAAAGAGACAAAUUGAAAAAGAGUAGGCGACUCGAGGUUAUCUACAGGAUCAGUGAUAUCAAAUGUGAUGGUACAAAGCAUAGACAAACGGAAGGAGAAAGCAUUUUUGUUGACGCCUCUUUGCAUGAGAAAAGCAAUUCCGUAGGUUUGCGAGUAACUGAUGUGAAUGAGAAUGUACCAAGAUAUAAUCUUAAAGGUUCAAGUCAGACUUUACUGGAAUUUUUUAAGGGAGAUGACACAGCUGAGAGCAAAAUCAUACUUAAAAGCGUAGGUAUAUCACCCACGGCUCAUCAGAAGUCAUUCGACUUCUCUCAUCGGACGAUAAAUCAACAUGUUCGAGAAAGAGACAGCGUACGCCAGAUGAGUGACAUCAAAUCUCACAUAGCCGAGUCAUUAUGGCCUUUGAGAGAAUUGAAAACGAAUGCAGCUACAUUGCAUGACCUUGCAGAAGACAAGCAGCUGGAAGAGGUCUCACGAAAACGCAGUGGAGUAGAAGAGCACAACUCUUGGACAAGCAUUUUAAGUCCGUCAGUCUUCUCUGACCAAAUUGAUUCGACGAUAAGCACUGCAACAGUCAAGACACCUGGUCUCGCCCAAGAGGCUAACUUGCAGUCUACCUUGAACAUGGAAGAUCACAUGAUCAAUUUUUAUUCGAUGCACUCUGGCCAAGCCCAACAAGCUGGUAGCACUAGAUAUCCAUUCAUUGAAACUAGCUUUACAGACAGCGAUUCACAGACUGCGUUUCAGGGUUUUUCUAGGUCAAAGAAAAUGCCACCUAGCGAUGAAAAUACAAUCCAUUCAAGACUUGAAUCAAAAUCAUUGCACAAAGUACAUUAUUCAGGAGAUGACCAAAGCAUAACAACAAAAAUCGAGAGUUCUCUGAUAUCAGAAAAUGGCAUCGGAAAACAAGAUUUGACUGUUCAGAGUAAGCUGCAAUCGUCAAUCGUUGAUCGAACAGGUUUGUCAAACUUUCGUGACCAAACGGAAAAUCCCGGAGCCAUCGUUACGGUUAAUUCGGAGCAACAGUCAAUUCUUACUCAAAAGAUGUUCACAUUAAAGCCAACAGUUUCCUGGGAGAUUAACAAUGUACCGAAUUCAGAGGAAAUCGAUGAAUUAACAAAUUCAGAAUACAAAACAGAGACGGAUGCUAUGGAGUUGUUAAUGAAAGGAAAGAGCUCUGUUCCCAGCCUCGAUUCAGCUGAGCAACUUGUAACGGUCCAUUUACCAAAGGUUUUUGAAACGGUCCUUUCUUCCCAUAUACCAGAAAUUGCAAGUAUGUCUUUGCCGUUCAAAAGCCAAGGUCAUUUUGCAUCUUCCACAGAAUUGUCGCCAUCGUCAAUUCACAUUGAAAAUCUAAAGCAGUGGGUAAUGAGUAGGCAGUUGAGUUCUCUUUCUCCUCUCCGUCCCACUACAGUUUCAGUAAAGAGAUUCAGAACUAUAACAACAUCUAAAAGGUUGCUCUUGUCACGAAAAAACGAAUUAAAACGAUCGUUAACGAAGGCGGCAUCCUCUACCGUUUUACCCACGAGCAUUUUUCUGGAGCGUUCUCCUUUAUUUCUUGAACAAGGCUUUAUGAAAAGGACCAAAAAUAAAAAUUUAUCGAAGAAUUCCUUCAAACUGAAGACGCCAGUGCUGGUAGGAAAAUCUCUGAAAGAAAUUCAUUCAUCAGCAGCAGGCUUUGAAAGGAUCCUUGUGGCACACAGCAGUGUCGCACCUCUGUAUGAUACACUACGACCAAGCUCUUCAAUUGUAAGCAGACCUUCAAAGCAAACCCACAAAAACAGCAAAGACUUUCACACAAUGGGAAGUUUAUCUGUUUCAACAAAACUUUUUCUUUCCGCUUCAAAGUUACCUGAACUAUUCCCUUCAUUAAAGAAACAUAGAAUAAAUACAGUUGACCAGUUACGCCAAAUUGAAAACGUUCAGCCAACAACACGAACAUUACAGAUCAUAGUACCUUUUACGUCCUCAAAGCCAAUCCAAAAAUCCUCAUCUACGCAGCUAAUGCAUACAGAUUUUGGCGGUUUGAAACCUCGAAAAGAUCGAUUUUUUUUCUUCAGCAAAUCAGCCAUUCCUUCUUCAGCAAAUCAGUUAGGAACGCAAUCAGUUUUCAAACAGCCCCAAGAAACUACAUCAAAGGAUCUUGGAGGCUCAUUUAACACUUUACGUAGCUUGAAGAUAACACAGGCCGUGAACGUAGGACAAACUGGCAUAUACAAAGUUCCUUUUGAAAGUAUUUCAGUUUCACUCUUAAUGACGCAAUCACCGUUUCUGCAAAACAGCUAUCCAAUUUCAGCAUUUUCAAGUAAGCUGUCUGCCAGUUUGAGUUCAACUCAAACAUACAUGUCAGUUACUGAAAGCAACAUUGCAAGGCCACAUGAAUCAAAACCAACUCAGCAAACGAAGCACCUUUGCUCAGAGCAUUUUAUCAAAAACAUUGAUAUCCUUGAAGAAGACGACCCGUUAACGUUUGAGGUACUGGAUAUUUUCAGUUUAAAACUGAAAAGAAUGAUCGCUGUUUCCUGGCCUUAUGAAGGGUUACUAGGCAAAAUAGGGUUUAUGAACAAAGGGUAUGUUCUACAGAGCAGUGAUGAUCGGCUUUGGUAUACUCACAUCCAACACGCAGAUGAGAGAAUGUAUAUCGUAGCAAUCAACUCAAUGAGUGAUCUCCACAGAAGCACAAAGGUCGUUUAUUCACUGUUGUUAAGCCAAGACGAAACAAUUGAUGAACACCUAAGAACCUGGGGCCUUUCCAUUAGUAUCUUCUUUAAAACAUGCACACAUUACUCCUAGAGUCAGUGCCGUCGGAAUGAAAUUCAUAUUGGGGGGGGGGCUGCCCAUUGUUUUCCUUCUCGUUCAGAACACUGAUAUAAAGGAAACAUACUACAGUUUCACAAUUAUUGGGGGGGGGGCUCCAGCCCCCCAGCCCCCCCGGUUCCGACGGGCCUGUAGAGUAGAGUAAAAUUCCAUUUUAGUUAACUUCAGAUUAAUUUCAAAUUUCUAUUUAAAUUGCUAAGAAUUGCUAAUAUUAACUUUCUCCAAAAACAAAAGGCCAUUCGAUGGAUUUUAUGGAACAAAGAAAAACUAAUUUCAUUGAAUGUAGGGAAACUUUUGGUAUAAGAGAACUUUUUAGUGAUUGGAAAUGUUGCUGGAAAUAUAGGGGAACUUUUCCACUUCAAGCAAGGAUAUCUUUCGUAGUAAAGUGCUUUUAAGAUUGCAAAGGAAAAUUUUAAUCUUUUCAAAAUAUUUUGUUUGAGGACAAAGAAACUUUAGGGAAGUUUAAGAACAAUAGGUGACAGAUUCUCAGAAAAACUUUAAGACAUUUUUGCUAUUCUUUGGAUAACAGUAAUAAGAAAUUAAGAAAUGAAGGUGCUCAAAAAGCUAGUGUUUGUGAUGGCAACGUGUGCAAUUUCAUACUGAUUCAAGCGCUACAAUAGUGGCAUAGUAGAAUUUUCCAAAAUAAUGACCCACGCCAUAUACAGGGCCAACGCCAUGAAUUUGAAAGUGGGGGGCCAAGGCUAAAACGUUGGCCCCCCGGUGGCGGGGGCCUUGAGUAAUAAUCUUACAUUUUUUCAGCUUCCAAUUGCUCUAUCUUUUUACGAUAAACCUAAAAUGAAUCUUAGAAAUAAAAGAAAUUUUUUGCGUAAAAUAACAAGUUGUAAACGAGUUGUGAACUUACUUAUGAAUUGUGUUUAACGACAAAUGAAUGAUUUGUAAUUUCGAUUGAUUAUGAUGAUUUAUAAUGAACAGAAGAGGCAUGCCAUUAUCAUGACUUUAAAAUUUCCAUUGCAUCGCUGGAGAAAAUACAGAAAUGAGGUCAAACUAAAUACCAAUAUUACCUAGUGAUCUUGUUCAUUUAUGUUAAUAUUUGCAAAAGUCGUAAAUCCGUGCAAUAUUUUUCUUAAAACUGCAUGCCCGCUGAUAUCUGACGAACGAAAUUUGUUUUUCUUCCUGUUCUCCUCGCCUCCCUUUCCGUCUUCAUAAAAAUUGCCACCAUCGACCACAACUUUAGGGUCUGUCAUAACAUAGUCUCGAGAUACGAGACAUAUUGAAGUCAUUUUUCAUUUAAAAUCAAGAUUGAGAUCCUAGGAACACAUACCGUAAAUCCUC
Rhopilema esculentum is the source of this 5204-nucleotide messenger RNA. RefSeq lists its product as uncharacterized. The record is from RefSeq and is a predicted model, not a curated record. NCBI's taxonomy places the organism in Eukaryota, Metazoa, Cnidaria, Scyphozoa, Rhizostomeae, Rhizostomatidae.